Messenger RNA from Monosiga brevicollis MX1, 3630 nucleotides. RefSeq lists its product as uncharacterized. Gene Ontology annotation, cellular component: membrane; axoneme; BBSome. The transcript has 26 exons. Bases 1 to 3630 code for a protein of 1209 amino acids. Gene Ontology annotation, biological process: intracellular protein localization; cilium assembly; intracellular transport. Lineage: Eukaryota; Choanoflagellata; Craspedida; Salpingoecidae. Gene Ontology annotation, molecular function: protein binding. The record is from RefSeq and is a predicted model, not a curated record.
AUGCGUCGUUUGCUCUCUCUCGUUUGCUCUCUCUCUCUCUCUCUCUUUCUCUUCUCUCCCUCUCGUCUCUCUCAACUGGACCACCAUGAAACCCGCAAACACAACAACAACAACAAGGCGGACAGCAUAAACCAUUCGCCUGCCAAUUGUCAGAUGAAAAUCAAUGCUAGUCUGGACCACUUGGUAGCGGCGCUCGCGCGUCGAAGCCACCGCCACAAAAACAGAACCCCCAUCCGAACCCAGCUACCAACUGUCAUCAAGCCCAAGACGCCUCUACAGAUUGAUCUUUUUCUCUUCCUGCCCGACUUUGGCUUGGAUCACUGCCACACUCUCUCUCCCUCUCCCUCUCUCUCUCCCUCUCUCUCUCCCUCUCUCCCUCUCUCUCUCUCGCCGUCAUUCACACCAAUCGGCAUGACCAGCCUCUUUGAUCGUGCCACGAGCUGCCUCAAGGCCCUGCCUGCGAGCAGUUUGCCUGCCCAUGCCCCAGAAGCGCAUGACGGCACCGACGUGGCAGCCGCUUACAAACAGGGUCUCAAGACGGCACACACCCUACAAGGCAGUGACCUCUGUGACCUGCUUGGUGUCAACCCUUGCCAGGGCCUCUCCAAAACCGUGGCCAAUGCCCGCCUGGACAAAUAUGGCCUCAACGAACUCGCCCCCCUUCAGAGCACCCUCCUUGGCUUACAAUCCUGGUCUCAGAAACGCUAUAGUCGCCCCGCCUUGGUCCUCCGCGAGGGCCGCUUUGCCGAGGUCAAGGCUGAACACCUCGUCGUUGGCGACAUCAUUUACGUCGAGCAAGGUCAAGACCUGCCUGCCGAUGUGCGCAUCCUCUACGCCCAGCCUACCGAAACGCCCACCUACAGUCUAGACAGUCAAGGCGCUUGGCUCGAAUCCCGCAAGCCGAGUCCGCCCGUGCUCGAUGCCUUUGUCCCAUGCAACAUUCCCCCCUUUGCUGCUCAACACGAUGUCUCGCCCAGCCAGGCCUUUGAUAAGGCCAACAACAUGGGCUUUCGAGGUGCCUCCGUCGUUCAGGGCAGCCUCAUUGGAGCUGUCACAGCCGUAGGCCAUCAAUGCCUGAUUAGCAAGCUCAAAGUCUCGCCCCUGAAAGAUGGUCAGCCCCCUCGAGUCACGCAACGAGUGGACAAGAAAAAGCUGCAAAAAGUCGCUCUCAAGGUCGAGUCCUUGGGUCUACGUGUCAAGCACUUUGAAACCUACCAACCCCUCUGUGGCAUGCGCAAUGUCACCGUUAUCAUCUCCGUGAGCCAGAGCAUCGCCGCCGAACUCAACCCAGCCCUGACCAAGCUCGUCAUGCAGGGCUUUCGCAUCAUCCUCGCCUUCUGCGGUGAUGCCAAGUCAGACGUCGUGCGCCAGCUGCCCAACCCAGCCAUCGGCUCGCCCAUUGACUUGGAUCGCGUUUACGAUUUUAGCGUGACGGCGGCCAUCAACGAGUUUGUGGCCCAUGCCGCCACAGAGUCUGCCAUGCUAACUGUCGCGACCUCUGAAACCAUCAAGGACGUUGUCAUUGCGGCCAGCGAGCACUUCAACAAUGAACCUGUCGUUCUUUUCUCCGAUCGCAUCGAAGAUGCACCCGCCCUGACACGAGCCACGCUUGGUGUUUGCUCUUGGCUGGCACCGGCCACCGUCCUUCAGGUGCCGGGCCUUGAACGCAAGUGUCUGCAGACCUUGCCCUCAUCCUCGGGCAAUGCAGACAAAUUGGUCGUGGGUGACCGAGAUGGCUCCGUUGGCGUUUUCGCCCUCAAGAAGGGUGUCCCUCAGCCCGUCUUCAAGACCAUUGGUGGAACGCCCAUUGAUAGCGUUGUUCUAUACAAGGAACGCAUUUUUGUGGCGGCCAACACCGAAGUGCGAGGAUACAGCAAGAAAGGCAAAAACUUUUUCAACAUUUCCACCUUCAUGGCCGAGCGCAUUCGUCACAUGUGUAUCCGGGACAAGACGUUGCAGCUCGCUGGAGAGCACGUCUAUUCCCAUUAUAUCGACAACAUUGAUACCCACCAGUACAUGUGUAUGGAGACCAUCCUAGACAUGGUCACGGACAACCGAUGCACACUGACAAUCAGCCUGCAGGAAGUCCCUUCUGCGUUGGCAUCUUGCACCGGCACCACACGAGGUGACUCGGAUGGGCGACUUCUUUUCGGUACCCAGCAGGGUUCCUUUGGCCUGAUUCAGCUUGGCGCAAAUGGCUUUCAGUACAUCUGGAUGGUUGAGGCGGAUGGCGAGGAUGCAGCCGUCAGUGCCAUCGCCGCCUAUGACGUCUCUGGUGACAGUGUGGAAGAGAUUCUGGUGGGACGGCUCGACGGCACCGUCCAAGUUUACGCCUUCAACUCCCAGCACCCCGAGGACCCACCUGAAGAAGUCUACAUCAUGAAAUUCAAUUCAGGCAUUGCUUCCAUCUGUGGCGCCAAAGCGACGUCCCGCCAUCAUGCGGAGGUCGUUGUGGGCACCUUCAAUGGUCAGAUUUUGGGUCUGACCACCGAUCCAGCCGCAGAAAGUUAUGCCACUGCCCUGCAAGGCGAUGCCACUGUGGCGGGAGGCGAGCAAUCUGUCGCCCGGUUGGAAAAGUCCAUUGCAUUGCUUGAGCAACAGCUUGCUGCUGCGCAAAGCAAGGGCACAGCCGCCACCUUGAUGGAGCAAUUGGAAGUCCGCCACUCGUUUGACUUGCGCGCCCGCGAGGCGAGCUACGUCUUGUCGCUUGAAGCACCGGUGGCCAUUAAGAUGGUGAUCUUAACGUGCGAUGUGGCCGUGGAUUUGCUGGACGCCAAGACCAAUGCGGCUGUGGCCACCUUUACCCUCAACCAAGCUACGCGUGGAGUCAACGCUGCCUAUCGAUUCCAAAGCAAUACAUCCCAGCUCAACUUGAAGGUUUUUGUUGUUCUUGACAUUCCCAUGACCAUGGCGCGAUCCUUCUCCUAUCCCAUCCGUGCGCUUGCCCUUCACGAGCGCACCAACAAUCCGAUUGAUGAGAACCGACCAUUGAGCACCUUGAACCUCAAAGGCAGCUUUGACGUGCAUCAAGCCAUGGCUUGGCUGGGCAGGUGUCUACCUGGCAUUAAUGCGGCCGAGUCCGCGCAAAAGGCCUGCCUUCAGUUUGAGUCAUCAUAUCUUGGUACACAAUUGGAGUUGGAUGUGAGUGAUGGCUCACUCAAGGCGCGCGCUGACAACUGGUCCACUCUCUGCAUUGUCCGUGAUGUGGUGUUACGCGCCGCGACGGAAAGCAAUGCGCGCAUCGAAUUUAGCGCGGAUUGCCAUCCAGAAGCAGCGCUGUACAUCAUCACGCUACUGGAGCCCAUGCUGCGGGAACAGCUGGAAUUGACAAAGAAGAUUGAGAUUCUACAAGCGCUCAAAGAGCUGGAAACGCAAGAGGGCAAGGCCGAGGCCUUGACGCCCGACUAUGAGCAGAUUCUUGUGCACGCGGCUGAAUUGACGGCCGCAUUCGAAGCCCACCCCAGUCAUCUGGAACGUCUAUAUGGCAUUAUUACGGACUUGUACAUUGAUUUGGCCAAGGCUCAGGGUAUCAACGGCAAGCCUCAUAUUCCCCGAGUGAUUGAUGCUCUCAACGAUGAAAACUUUGACAUGUUGGUUGAUAUGUUUCACCAACUGAACAGUGCUGCUUAA